AUGGCAACAUCUAGUCGAACAACGACGACAACAACCUCAACUGAACCUAGACAUACUUCACGAGAAAAUCCUCCGACGCUCGUUUUAGAACUGACGAGCCCAUCUGACAAUGGUCCGCGCGUGCGUUGGUCAGAAGAAACGGUCGAUAAUGAAUAUAUGAACAAAAAGAAAUCGAAAUGUUGCUGUAUCUAUACAAAACCACAUGAUCCUCAGUCGAAUGCUAACGAAACCGAAGAAGACAAAGAAUUCGAUAACUGUCAACAUUGUCGAAAUCAUACUGAAUCUGAUUAUGCUGCCAAAGCCGAAGACCGUCAGCCAAAAGUCAAAGUAGUCAUUAGAAAACCAGAUAGUUCCUAA
Molecule: messenger RNA, 357 nt
Organism: Adineta ricciae
Lineage: Eukaryota; Metazoa; Rotifera; Eurotatoria; Adinetida; Adinetidae
Source: the annotation of a GenBank genome assembly